AUGGCAGUUAUCAAAUGGCUGGUCCACUUUCAAAUAUUCGACAUCGUGCCGUCUGAGGGGACUAUUACAUAUACAGAGCUCGCCGCCAAAGCCAACGUCGCUGUUGUCCAUGCAAAGAGCAUAAUGCGCAUGGCGAUAACCAGUGGGCUUUUCGAGGAGCCUGAGCCACAGAAGGUAGGACAUUCUGCUGCCUCACUCUGUAUCCGGAAUGAUCAGAAUGAGCGCACGCGUGCUGCAUGGUUCUGUGACGUCUCUGCGCCAACUGCAGCAGCCAUGGUAUAUGCCCAUGCCAAGUGGCCACAGAGUCUGAGUAGAACGCACACGGCGCAUAAUAUGGCGAACGACACCGAUCUUCCAUUUUUCGAGCAUCUAGCUCAACACCCCGAGCGUAAAGCCCACUUCGAGAACCUUAUGAAGGCUGCAGGGUCUGCGCGGCAUCUCAGCACCGAGCACACGAUUGCAGGAUUUGACUGGGCUGGUCUGGGUGAAGCUACUGUCGUUGAUGUUGGUGGUUCAACAGGACACGUCUCGAUCGCCCUGGCCCGGAAGUUUCCGUCGUUGAAAUUCAUAGUCCAGGACCUUCCUGACGUCGUUGCGAAUGCCCAAUCUGGUGUCCUCUCCCUUCCCGACGGUGCUGCCCUUGGAUCGCGGAUCACAUACCUCCCUCACAGUUUUUUCGAUCCUCAGCCAGUUCAAGGGGCUGCUGUAUACUUCCUCCGCAUGAUCCUGCAUGACUGGCCGACCGACGAUGCUGUCAAGAUCCUCUCCCAGCUUGUCGCGGUGCUGGGAAAAGACUCCCGGAUUAUAGUAAUGGACUCUGUAAUGCCCGACCCUGGAGCUGUGCCGCUGCAGAGGGAAAGGGUACUACGUGCACAGGACCUGACUAUGAUGCAGAGCUUUAAUGCCCAGGAGCGGGCAGCGGAGGAUUGGAAAGAGAUAUUCCAGCAAGUAGAUGAGAGAUUGGAGAUAAAGGCGAUUAACCAGCCGAUAGGAAGUGAUAUGGCAUGUAUGGAGCUGGCCUUGAGAGGUGUUGAUUACGGCGAUUGA
This is a messenger RNA of Aspergillus versicolor CBS 583.65, 1047 nucleotides long. RefSeq lists its product as uncharacterized. Gene Ontology annotation, molecular function: O-methyltransferase activity. NCBI's taxonomy places the organism in Eukaryota, Fungi, Ascomycota, Eurotiomycetes, Eurotiales, Aspergillaceae. Bases 1 to 1047 code for a protein of 348 amino acids. The record is from RefSeq and is a predicted model, not a curated record. The transcript has 2 exons.